GCCCACUCUCACUCACACCGCACUCUCCUGCACACAUACUCAUUUCCACUUGGGAGCUCCACCCAUCAUUUCGCUGGUUCAGAUCUCUCACGUAGCCUCAAACCACUUGUUCAGUUCUCAAACUGUUCCGUUAGGAAGCAAACUUACGUUCUCUUCCCUGCAAACAUCUGGAAUCUCAUCUGGAGUUCUGCUCUGGUGCUGCUGCUGCUGUUGAGUUUGUUUUAUCUGCCAAGAAAAGACAAUUUGCAGGAUGCCUUUUGGGGGUGGAAACAAGUGUGGUGCCUGUCAGAAGACCGUGUACUUUGCAGAGGAAGUGCAGUGUGAUGGGAGGAGCUUCCACAAGAGCUGCUUCCUGUGCAUGGUAUGUAGGAAGAAUCUGGACAGCACUACAGUAGCUGUACAUGAAAAUGAGGUCUACUGCAAGUCCUGCUACGGCAAGAAGUAUGGGCCAAAAGGCUAUGGCUACGGAGGAGGAGCUGGAACCCUAAGCAUGGACAAAGGAGAGUCGCUCGGGAUCAAGCACGACGAGCAAGGUGAACACCGCCCCACAAAUAACCCAAAUCCAUCCAAAUUUGCUCAAAAGUUUGGGGGCUCGGAUAGCUGUCCCCGAUGUGGCAAGGCUGUCUACGCAGCUGAGAAAAUCAUUGGUGCUGGCAAUGCCUGGCACAAGAGCUGCUUCCGCUGUGCAAAGUGUGGCAAAGGUCUAGAAUCCACAACUCUAGCUGACAAGGAUGGAGAAAUAUAUUGCAAAGGAUGCUAUGCCAAAAACUUUGGACCUAAAGGCUUUGGCUAUGGCCAAGGAGCCGGAGCAUUGGCACACGCUCAGUAGAUCCCAGGGGGGAAAGUUCACCACAAGGAUAUCACAUCCAACGCAAAGCCACAGUCAUUUUUUAAUUCACUAAAAAUUCAAGUUAAUUUCUAUGAAUGACAUUUCCUUCCCUUUGCUGUUAUGGGACCAAUGACAUUUGAAGAGUUUUUAAAAGUGUUAAUUCUUUGUUAUGCUCUCCUUGUUUUUAGUUUAUUUGGCUGCUAACAGUGGUUGUUUGCUGCAAAAACCACGUCAUGAUUGUCAACCACAUUCCAGCUUUUAGCAGUAACAGUAACAUUCCAGCUUUUCAGUAACCUAUCCAAUAACCAAUAUUACAGCAUGUGCUGCACUUACAGUAUCUAAUGCACAACAUACUUCACAUCAUUCCAUAGCAUAUGAUUGAGACAUGGGCAAAAUAACCUAUGUAGUGUCCUUAUGAAACCAUUAUGCUGUACUCUAUAGAUAGUUAGGCCUAUUGUUACAUUAUGGGAAUAUGAAUAUUAAAUAUAAAAUAUUAAAUAUGAAUAUGAAACCGUCACAAAAAUGAAAACUGCCAUUUUCCCAGAUAUCUUGUAUGCUGAAAUUUCAACAAAUACAUACAAUACUCUUGUGGAUAAAGACCUUUUGACCUUGUCCAAUCAAGGCUAUCUUCCCAUCAGGAAGUAAAACUGUUUGCAAAUAUUCUGUGAUGACAUUCCAUUCAUAUUACUCGAAUGACUCUACACCAGACCUCAUGAUCACACUAUGCUAAAUAUGUGACUUAUAUAACAUGGUAAAACACCUCUUUGACUUUCACUUGAGAUUCUCUGCCUUGAUAAUGAAGCCCAACAGAUCAGAAGACAUCCAGAGAAUUCCUAUUUCUUAUUUGUGCAACAUGCUCUGUCAUAUCAUGCACCAUAGCUCAUCUUUGUCUAUUAAUGUUGAAAAAUAAAUGUAAAAAAUUGC
Alosa sapidissima (American shad) is the source of this 1753-nucleotide messenger RNA. It is a transcript of the gene csrp1a, whose product is annotated as cysteine and glycine-rich protein 1a. The transcript is spliced from 6 exons. NCBI's taxonomy places the organism in Eukaryota, Metazoa, Chordata, Actinopteri, Clupeiformes, Clupeidae. Gene Ontology annotation, biological process: muscle tissue development; sarcomere organization. The record is from RefSeq and is a predicted model, not a curated record. The coding region runs from base 251 to 829 and encodes 192 amino acids. Gene Ontology annotation, cellular component: nucleus; cytoplasm; Z disc. Gene Ontology annotation, molecular function: structural constituent of muscle; actinin binding.